This is a messenger RNA of Acanthosepion pharaonis, 2418 nucleotides long. The record is from the annotation of a GenBank genome assembly. NCBI's taxonomy places the organism in Eukaryota, Metazoa, Mollusca, Cephalopoda, Sepiida, Sepiidae.
AUGUUAUUCAUUUGCUCUGUAUUCCGAAUCGGCUUUCUUUCUUUCUUUUUUCAUUCUUUCUUUCUUUCUUUUUUCUUUCUUUCUUUCUUUUUUCUUUUUUCUUUCUUUUUUUCCUUUUUUCUUUCUUUCUUUUUUUUCUUUCUUUUUUCUUUUUUCUCAUUUGAUUUUUCUUUCUUUUUUUCUCAUUUGAUUUUUCUUUCUUUUUUCUCUCUUACUUUCCCUUUCUCUAUUUUUUCUUUUUCUUCUUCCCAGAUUUUUUGCUUUUUAAUUUUCUUACCUUUUUCUCUCACUUUCUUCCUUCAUUUUCUCCCUCUGUUUUUCUUCUUCUUCUUCUUUCUUCUAUUACUACUACCACUAUUACUUUUGACGUCUUUCCCAUGCUUCUUUCAUCUGUUCAUCCUCUUUCUUCUUUCCCUUCUUCUUCUUCUUCUUCUUCCUCCGUUUGAACUUCUUUCUUCUCUCUUACUUUCCCUUUCUGUAUUUUUUUUUCUUCCGGAUCUUUGCCUUUUAAUUUUCUUCCCCUUUUCUCUUCCUUUUUUCCUACGCUUUCUUUCUGUCUUUCUUUUUUUUUUUUCUCCCUCUGUUUGUUUUCUUCUUCUUCUCCUCCUCCUCCUCCCCGUCGUUUAUUUUCUUUCUUUUUUUCUCUCUUAUUUUCCCUUUCUGUAUUUUUUUUCUUUUUUUCUUCCCAGAUCUUUGCUUUUUAAUUUUCUUCCUUUUUUCUCUUUCUUCCUUCGCUUUCAUUCUUUCUUUUCUCACUCUGUUUUAUUUCUUCUACUUCUUCUUUUAUCUCCCCCGCCUCUCCUGACUCACUCUCUCUCUCCCAAAACCGUUACCUUAAGAUAUUUCUUUCCUCAGCAUCUUUCUUUUUUGUCUUUUGCUAGUGUUAACCUAUUCUUUGUAUCUUUCAUUCUUUCUAAUACUCUCUCCAUUUCACUAUUCCAACUAUUCUUUCUUUCUUUCUUUUUUUUCCCUCCCUUCGUCUUCUUUAUUUCAUUUUAUAUGCUUCCUUUCUUUCUUUUUUUUUUUUCUUUCUUUCUUUCUUUCUUUUCUCUCCCGUCCAAGACCACUCACUUGACUCCCUUUCUUCCUCAAAUUUCUAACUUGAUAUUUGUUUUUUCUUCUCUUCCAAGACUCUUUCUUUUUUUUUUUUCUUUCUUUCUUUCUUUCCUUCCUUCGUCUUCUUUCAUUUUAUAUGCUUCCCUUUUUCUUUCUUUCUUUCUUUCUUUCUUUCUUUUCCCACCUUCGUCUUCUUUAUUUGUUUUUUUUUUUUGCGACCUUUCCUCUUCCUUUCUUAGCAUUUUAUAUGCUUCCCUUUCUUUUUUCUUUCUUUCUUUCUUUCUUUCUUUCUUUCUUUCUUUCUUUCUUUUCCUCCCUUCGUCUUCUUUAUUUGUUUUUUUCCUUUUGCGACAUUUCGUCUUCCUUCUCAGCAUUUUAUAUGCUUCCUUUCUUUCUUUCUUUCUUUCUUUCUUUCUUUCUUUUCCCACCUUUCGUCUUCUUUUAUUUCAUUUUAUAUGCUUCCCUUUCUUUCUUUCUUUCUUUCUUUCUUUCUUUCUUUUCCUCCUUCGUCUUCUUUUAUUUGUUUUUUCCUUUUGCGACAUUUCGUCUUCCCUUCUUAGCAUUUUUAUUUGCUUCCUUUCUUUCUUUCUUUCUUUCUUUUUUAUGCUUUCUUUCUUUCUUUUCUUUCUUUCUUUCCCUCCCUUCGUCGUCUUUUUUAUUUGUUUUUUUCCUUUUGCGACCUUUCCUCUUCCCUUCUUAGCAUUUUAUAUGCUUCCCUUUCUUUCUUUCUUUCUUUCUUUCUUUCUUUCUUUCUUUCUUUCUUUUGUUUUUUUCUUUUCCUUCCCUUCGUCUUCUUUAUUUGUUUUUCCUUUUGCGACCUUUCGUCUUCCCUUCUUAGCAUUUUUUUUUUUUUUUGCGACCUUAUGCCCUUCCUUUCUUUCUUUCUUUCUUUCUUUCUUUCUUUCUUUCUUUCUUUCUUUUCCUCCCUUCGUCUUCUUUAUUUGUUUUUUUUCCUUUUGCGACCUUUCGUCUUCCCUUCUUAGCAAUUUCUAUGCUUCCCUUUCUUUCUUUCUUUCUUUCUUUCUUUCUUUCUUUCUUUCUUUUCCCUCCCUUCGUCUUCUUUAUUUGUUUUUUCCUUUUGCGACCUUUCGCCUUCCCUUCUUAGCAUUUUAUAUGCUUCUCUUUCUUUCUUUCUUUCUUUCUUUCUUUCUUUCUUUCUUUCUUUCUUUCUUAUCUCUCCCGUCCAAGACCACUCACUUGACUCCCUCUCUUCCUCAAAUUUCUAACUUGAUAUCUUCUCUUUCCAAGACUCUUUCUUUCUUUCUUUCUUUCUUUCACGUCCACUGCCUCUCUCUCUUUCUCAAAUUCCUUUCGAAGCUCCUCACUCAUACUUUCUUUCUUUUAUUUUUCCCCUCUCCAUGA